CUAUGAGGAUUCUACUAGCGGAGGGGGUGCUGGCCCAACCCGCAUCGAAGCAUUUACUCCGGGCUGGGCUGUGUGGGGACACAGUGGCCGAGAGUGUCCUAACUAGACCUGUCGGAGCUCUGAGGAGCCGAGAAUUCCCUGGCCGACACCCUUUCUCUGACAGAACCCAACCUUUCCCACCUGGCCAGCGCCUGCUCUAUUGCCUGGAGCAGGUCCUGCUUGGGAACGGGGGCCACUGGGUCUUGGCGCCUCCAGCAUCCUGAGACUGACUCCUGGGACCAUCCAGAGCUCCGGACACUAUGCUCCGAGGACGCUCCCUCUCCGUGACGUCCCUGGGCGGCCUGCCCCGCUGGGAAGUCGAGGAGCUCCCCGUGGAGGAUUUACUGCUCUUCGAGGUCUCCUGGGAAGUGACCAAUAAAGUCGGCGGCAUCUACACCGUGAUUCAGACCAAAGCCAAAACCACCGCAGAGGAGUGGGGAGAAAACUUCUUCAUGAUCGGCCCCUACUUUGAGCACAAUAUGAAAACUCAGGUGGAAGCAUGUGAGCCGGUCAACAGGGCCGUGAAACGGGCUGUGGAGGCCAUGAACACACACGGCUGCCAGGUGCAUUUUGGAAGAUGGCUGAUAGAAGGGAGCCCUUACGUGGUGCUUUUCGACAUAGGCUACUCCGCGUCAAAUCUGGAUAGGUGGAAAGGAGAUCUCUGGGAGGCGUGCAGCGUGGGCAUCCCUUACCAGGACCAGGAAGCCAACGAUAUGCUGAUCUUUGGAUCUCUAACCGCCUGGUUCUUAAAAGAGGUGACAGAUCACGCGGAUGGGCGACACGUCAUCGCCCAUUUCCACGAGUGGCAGGCUGGAACUGGACUAAUCCUGUCUCGGGCCCGGAAACUUCCGAUCGCGACAAUAUUUACCACCCAUGCCACUCUGCUCGGGAGAUAUCUGUGUGCAGCAAACAUCGAUUUCUACAACCAUCUGGAUGAGUUUAACAUCGACAAGGAGGCGGGAGAGAGACAGAUCUACCACCGCUACUGCAUGGAGAGAGCUUCUGUCCACUGUGCCCACGUGUUCACCACCGUUUCGGAAAUAACAGCCAUCGAGGCAGAGCAUAUGCUGAAGAGAAAGCCUGAUGUGGUUACUCCAAAUGGCCUGAGUGUUAAGAAAUUUUCAGCCGUGCAUGAGUUUCAAAAUCUCCACGCCAUGUACAAAGCCAAGAUCCAAGAUUUUGUUCGAGGUCAUUUUUAUGGUCAUCUGGACUUUGAUCUGGAAAAGACUUUGUUCCUUUUCAUUGCUGGGAGGUAUGAGUUUUCAAACAAAGGAGCUGACAUCUUCCUGGAAUCUUUAUCCAGGCUCAAUUUCCUGCUGAGGAUGCAUAAAAAUGACGUCACAGUGGUGGUGUUUUUUAUUAUGCCUGCCAAGACAAAUAAUUUCAAUGUGGAAACCCUGAAAGGCCAGGCAGUACGCAAACAGCUAUGGGACACUGCACAUACCUUGAAGGAAAAGUUUGGGAAGAAGCUCUAUGAUGCAUUAUUAAGAGGAGAAGUCCCUGACAUGAACAAUAUUUUGGAUCGAGAUGAUCUAACAAUUAUGAAAAGAGCCAUCUUUUCAACUCAGCGGCAUUCCCUGCCUCCCGUGACCACCCACAACAUGAUCGACGACUCCACCGACCCCAUCCUCAGCACCAUCCGCCGCAUCGGGCUGUUCAACAGCCGCACGGACAGAGUCAAGGUGAUUUUGCACCCCGAGUUCCUCUCUUCCACCAGUCCCUUAUUACCCAUGGAUUAUGAAGAGUUUGUUCGAGGUUGUCAUCUUGGAGUAUUUCCGUCAUACUAUGAGCCCUGGGGUUAUACUCCAGCUGAAUGCACUGUGAUGGGUAUCCCCAGCGUGACAACCAACCUCUCUGGCUUUGGCUGCUUCAUGCAAGAACACGUGGCUGACCCUACUGCGUAUGGUAUCUACAUCGUGGACCGGCGCUUCCGCUCACCAGAUGACUCUUGCAAUCAGCUGACUCAGUUUCUUUAUGGGUUUUGCAAACAGUCACGCCGCCAAAGAAUCAUUCAAAGGAACCGGACCGAGAGGCUCUCAGAUCUUUUGGACUGGAGAUAUUUAGGCAGAUAUUACCAGCAUGCCAGGCACCUGACAUUAAGCCGAGCUUUUCCAGAAAAAUUCCAUAUGGAACCCACAUCACCACCAACGACAGAAGGAUUUAAAUUCCCCAGGCCCUCCUCGGUACCACCUUCUCCCUCAGGCUCUCAAGUCUCCAGCCUUCAGAGCAGUGAUGUGGAGGAUGAUGAUGAGGACGAGAGAUACAAUGAGGAAGAGGAGGCAGAGAGAGAUCGGCUAAAUAUUAAGUCACCGUUUUCUCUGGGGAACGUUCCUCUUGGGAAGAAGAAGCUGCAUGGUGAAUACAAGAACUGAACCAUGCUUGUGGGAUAAAGCUAAAUUGGUAGGAAUGUGGUGAGAGUUAUUAUUUAAGGAAAUGAAAAUGCCCUAAGUUUGAUUUCCAUCUUCCAAGUAUUUCAUGAAAUUUAUUCUCUACCUGUAAUUGGAGAUUAGAAAUGCCAGUCUCAUAAUUCAUAAAAAAAUCCAAGUCAUUUUCCCUAACUCCUUUCUUCCAAAAACAUGGGAUGAAGCAUGAAGGAAAAUGUUCAGUGAAAGAGAAAGGUUAGGGGUUAGAGUGAUAGUACAGGAGGUAGGGCAUUUGCCUUGUACACAGCUGACCCCAGUUCAAUCUCUGGCAUCCCAUAUGGUCUCCUGAGCACUGCCGGGAGUAAUUCCUGAGUGCAGAGCAAGGGUGUAACCCAAAAAGCCAAAAAAUUAAUUGAUUGAUUAAUUAAAAGAAAGAUUAGAGGGGCCAAGGUGACAGUUAGAAGGGCCGGGGCAAUAGUACAGUGGGUAGGGCACUUGACUUGCACACAGUUGACCAGGUUUCAUUCCUAACAUCUCAUAUGGUUCGUGAGCCCCACCAGGAAUCCCUGAACAAAGAGCCAGAAGUAAGUCCUGAGCACCAGUGGGUGUGAACAAAAAACAAGAGAGAGGGGGAAAGAGAGAAAAAAGCACAUUUAAAAUGUUUAAUUCAAAGAACUUUCAUUCACAACUUUAAAUAAAUUGUCAUCACAAUAGCCCUUCACAGUAUUUAUACAGUUUUUAAGCCAUACCAAAUAGUAUCUUAUCCCCAAUCCCAAAUGGUACUAAUUUUAGGCUAGAACUACCUAUAUAUUUGAAAUAAUUUGGUAUUUAGUGGCUAUUUUUUUUUCACAAGCUAGAACUAUGGGUUUGUAUCUAGUUUUGAGGGCAAUAAAAUUCAUAAGAAAAUGGUUCUCCUACUGUACCUCAUGGUGUUUCACUAAUAAAAAAAUAUUAAAAAAAUACAAGAGCAAACAAAUAGGAAAAAAAAAAGAAAAUGGUUCUCCUAGAUUUAUAUCUGGAAGUAAAAUAAUGCAUAUUUAUAAGGUGCUUCUUAUAUUAAUUAUAAAAAAAAAAGGUGUUACUAGCUGACUCUGUAAUUCUGAUGUCCAAAUGGAAACCUUCUUGAGACCUUGGUCAGUCUUCCAUUGUUCAUAAGUUAGUGAAUUCAAAUGAAUAAACAUUUAAAGAUUUAAUUGUCAUUGACAAUGAAUGUCUUAUUAAAAAAUCUCUUUGCUAGUUAAAUAUGACUAAACCA
Molecule: messenger RNA, 3657 nt
Organism: Sorex fumeus (smoky shrew)
Lineage: Eukaryota; Metazoa; Chordata; Mammalia; Eulipotyphla; Soricidae
Gene: GYS2
Product: glycogen synthase 2
Exons: 16
Coding region: 300-2411 (703 amino acids)
Biological process (GO): glycogen biosynthetic process
Cellular component (GO): cytoplasm
Molecular function (GO): alpha-1,4-glucan glucosyltransferase (UDP-glucose donor) activity
Source: RefSeq, a predicted model, not a curated record